GUGACGUCUGCGGGCGGCAUUGAUAGCUGGGGCCCUCGGGCUCCGCGAGCACAAUGAGCCGGCGAGCGGCAGCGGCUGGGAGACGGGAACGCACCGCAGCUGCAGCGCACAAAGCGUCGCAAGGACAAUGAAGGCGUUGCUGUCUCUCAGCCGUGUCGCUCGCACGGCACUCAGGAGGCUAGCAAAGGACCGAGCGCCGGCAAACUGCAGACUGGCAGCAAGCACGGCGGAAUCGCAGCCCUACUUUGGCCUCCUUGUUGACAUUGAUGGAGUGUUGGUGCGAGGUAAAACCCCCAUACCAGCUGCCAAGAAAGCUUUCAAGAAGUUGGUGAAUGUUAAAGGGGAAUUUUUAGUGCCUGUGGUGUUCGUCACAAAUUCAGGAAACUGUGUUCGACAAACAAAAGCUGACCAACUAACUCGUGUGUUGGGAGUUCCUAUUUCUCAGGAUCAAGUUUUGAUGUCUCACAGCCCAUUGCAAAUGUUUAAACGUUACCAUGAUAAAUGUGUACUGGUCUCUGGGCAAGGCCCAGUCAUGGAGAUUGCUAAAAGCAUUGGGUUCACCAAGAUCAUUACCAUAGAAAUGUUGCGGGAGGCAUUCCCCUUGCUGGAUAUGAUGGAUCACGAUAGGAAACCUGUGUUACCGCCAUCUCCACCUGUGAAGUUUCCUAAUAUUGAAGCCAUUAUCCUGUUUUGUGAGCCUAUCCAGUGGGAAACGCAUCUCCAGUUGAUUAUUGACGUCCUCUUGACUGCUGGAAACUCAGACAGCAUUCCUCAGCAGUUGCAGUACCCUCAUAUUCCUGUUGUGGCUUGCAAUACAGAUUUGCUGUGGGUAGCAGAGGGCAAAUCACCAAGAUUCGGUCAUGGAAUAUUUGUACUGUGUCUUGAAAACAUCUACAAGAAAAUCACUGGCAAAGAUCUUAAAUAUGAGCUGUUAGUAGGAAAACCAAAUGAAAUAACCUAUCAUUACGCGGAGUGUCUCAUAAGGGCUCAAGCUGCUGGAAGAGGAUGGCAGAAACCUAUUCACACACUUUAUGCUAUUGGGGAUAAUCCAAUGACUGACAUCUACGGUGCUAAUCUAUACAACCGCUACCUUGAACAGGAAUCUUCUAGAAAAGGAUCACGGUUACAAGCUAAAGUUGCUGUGGGAAAACAAACAACUGCAGUUUCCCAGGAAGAGGAUCCUGAUAUAAUAGCAAGCGAACUGACACCAGGUUCUGCUACUUGCUGUAAGUCUGUGCUGGUUUGCACAGGUGUGUACAGUCCCUGUAAAGGUGCUUUAGUCAGCCAAGAGGAACUUAGCACAGGGACUGUAUUUCAUGGGCACAGGGACUUUAAGUUUGAUGCUGAUUUAUCUGAUCCAGACUAUAUUGUGCCAGAUAUUGAUGCUGCUGUGGAACUGAUCUAUGACCUGGAAAGAUAUUUGCCAAAAUAACCUUUUUAAAGCUAGCAAGCCUCUACUAGUAUGCCAAGCUUAUAAAUGAACCUAGGAAAAGAUGGAUUUUUUAAAAAAUUAUAAAAACAAGUUGCCAAGUUCAGUUCAAACAGACACCCAAUUGUCUUCUAUAUUGUGUACUACUGUAUUUAUCAAUGACCCCACCAAACAAAAGUCUCAGUUUGGAAAUAUUGUGACAAAUUGUUAACUUUUUUCUAAUGCCCAUUCAGUGUGACCAGUUUCUUAGAUGUAUGACUUGUACCAGUGCUGAUCCCAUUACUUUUAUGAAAGUGUACAAUAAUUUUUUUAUUAUUUAUAAGAAUUUCAGCCAAUCUCAGAUAUAUGGUUUAUUUUCUCUUCACACCUGCUCCGUCUAAACACAAAUUUGUACUUCAAUUCCAUCAUAUUGCUAAAUGAACUGUGGCUGCAGGUUUCUACAAUGUACAAAAAAUCAAAGUGCAUGGAAUUUAGUUUGCAAUCAAUAAUUGUAGCAGAUUAGAGUAGGGAGAACCAUCAAUAAUUUGUUGGAACUUUUAUUAAACUCAAACUUAUCCUUUAGACAAGAGUGAAAGAGCAGUAUUUUCAAACCAAUGUAAUGAAUUUGUUACUGAUUUAGCAAUGUUGCUUUGGUAUUGUUGAGCUGAUUGUAUAAAUACUUCAGCUGUUAGUCAUAACAUCUUCCCCCCUCAAAGCUGAAUCAUUCAACAAAUCCAGGCGAAGAUUUAGAAUGUAAGAUGCAUAUAUGUAAAACCAGUAGAGCAAAUGUAGUUUGGUGUCUAUAAAGUUUUCUACUUCUCUCUACUAAUGGUUAGGUAAUAUAAAUAGGAUUUUACAAAUUAAUUUUAACUAUUCUAUUAUAAAAGUAUGGUCUAUUUUGUUAGUAACUUUAUAUGAAACAUAAAAGAUAAGUAGAAGUAUGAGUAGGCUAUUUGACCCAUUAAGCCACUCCAUCAUUCAACCCAAACAUGACUUGGAUCCUUUAUUUCAAAGCCAUACUGUGACUCUCUCCCCAGACCACCUGACACUUUAAAUCUCCAGAGCUUUUUAUAUUUCUUUUUACAUAUAUUCGGUGAUUUGGCCUCCUCAACCUUCUGUAGAAAAGGAAUUCCACAGUUUAUCUGAGUGAAGAAAUUUACAUUCCUCUCAGACUUGUUCUGUAUCCUGAAACCCCAUAACUGUUUGAUCUAGAGCUCCCAGCAAGGGGAAAACAUCAUAUCUGAAUCCAGCCUGGCCAGCCCUUUUUGUUCUCAAACUUUUACAAAGCAGUUGUUACAACUGUGUGGAAGUGAGAAGAUGGACUUUAUUUUAGGAGUGUUAAAUGUUCUGUUAAUUUAUCUCCGCAAUCGAGUCUCUUAGACACGACUAAAAAUUUUCAACUUUAUCUUUUCUGGCUGCAUGUGAACUUUGACAUGACAAUAAAUAAGCUGAAUUUGAAAAUAUAGUGAGUCAUCUGUCAUUUUCAACAUUCUGUUGUCAGAAACUAGGUUUAGAAAAGCAUAUCAUUCAUCUGAAAUGUUUGGUUUGAAAUAUUUUGGAUUAUAAAAGUUCUGCCUAUCCCUGUAAUUUCUUUGUAAUGCUUCAUUGCUGUUUAAGCACUUCUCCUUUGUUUGCCAUGACAAAAAAAAACUGCACUUAGUUUACAAAUGAAAGAUGGACAUUGUGCCUGUGCAGAAUUGUUUACUGCCAAUUGUCUACACGCUUGGCAACAAUGAGGAAGCUAAGACUUUCACUGUUUUUCUUGUCUUAAGUUACAGUGAAACUAGUGUCCCAGACUGUGAUACUAACCACAGUUCUGUUCCUGUUUACCUUCUAAACUACAAUUGCCUUCACAAUUCCAAUUCUUCAAAAAGAAACAAAGCUAGCUAGUGACACUUGGUGUUCUGUUCUAAAUAUAUUGCGCAGACGCCACUUGACUGACAUGGAACAAAGCAAGCAGGACGUGAGAGAACUUGAAUUUCAGCCUGUCUUUGAGUGGGAAUGCAGGCGGGUGGGUGUUAGAAGUAGUGCUGUUGAUUUGUAUGCGAUGACUCAUUCCUCUCCCAGUCCAUCUUAUAGGCAGGGUGGGUGAACAGCAGGCUUCCAGAAAGCUUCAAGGUGGCUGAAGGUAAAAGGGAACAUAUCAGCUGCUUGGAGAUGGCCGCUCGUGUCAGAUUCUAGGAAGAAUUAGAGGCCCUCCAUAACUGCCUGCUUGCAGCAGGAGUUAGAGUUCCCCAUUCCACUAAACAAUUGCAGUGGUGACUUACCUGUAAAGGCCAUUUUCGAAAUAAAAUGUAAAAUGUUGGAGAGUGUGUGCUGCGCCCCCAUUUAAAUUAUUUACAUGACCUCCCCUGCUGAUUUCAAACUGUAAGGUCUUUGUCAAACUUGAACAGCAAGCAUACUAUGUGGCUAUCAAUUGUACACUUCUGGGGAGAAGAAAUGAAUUUGACAAACAGUGCAAGCUUCUGCAUAUUCUAAAGUUUCUGUAUAUUCAUUUUUGUGAUGUGUAUGAUGGGUUGGGAUUGGAUUUGUACCAUCAGGAUCAAAUAAUUCAGUAUUUGAUUGUUUACAUUACUUUAAAGGAUGGAAGAUUGGGUUAGACUCCUUUUGGACGCCAGCAACUUCGACUCAAAUUCAGUCCACACUGAGAAGUUGCUAUGUGAAAUGUGAUCUGGUAGGCUCAACUCAGCCCCUGCUUUACAUAUCUAGCUUUAAACUUGAUAUUGGUAAAACGGCUGAGGUCCACAGUUGACUCCUGUAAGUAAGAAAAAUGCCACUCAUGCAGUAAAGGGUCCUUAUCAAAUUAUGGCUAAUUAUGGCGUGUUGUUGAGGCCCUACAAUAAUACGCUGUUGAUUCUAUUUCUCAGAAAACCCUGAUUUUGAGCACACAAAGUUUGUGAAAAAGCUACAAUAUUUAAUCCUUCAUUGAAAGCAAAAUAACUGGAUUAAGGAAAUCCGAAACAAACUUGAUUUUGAACAAGUCAUAUCGGUCUCAAAACAUUAACUUAUUUCUCUCUCUCCACACAUGCUGCUACACCUAUUGAGUUUCUCCAGCUUUUUCUGUUUGUUAAUCCUCACAGAUUAAUAUUUUUUAAACAUGCAACAAGAUCCAAUAAAUUUAAAAUAAACCUGACUGAAAAAAACUGAUUUGAUACACAUUUAUGAUUUACACAAGAGUUAAAACCUGGAGUUAAAUUUUCUCAACAUUUUGCAGAACAUCCAAAGGAUCCUGUGUUUCUACUUUAAAAGUAUAAUAAUCGGUGUGCAGACUAAAAGGUUUCCAAUUAUAAAGUAUCCUUUACAAAAUUCAAUCCAUUCUAAGUAUUGUGCACAUCAAUUAAGUAGUUUUGAAAUCUAGUCACUUUUGUAAUGUAGGUUAAACAAAAACUUUCAUAAAAUUUAAGUAAUGUUAGUUGAAGCUAGACUAGAUUUUGUGAAGUCAGAGAAAUCAAAACUAAAUUAGAAAUCAGUAGUCUAUCCUUCCUGUGUGCAGUUUUAGUGAAACUUCCUUCCUGUGUGCAGUUUUAGUCUUAGUGAAACAAUUCUGCUGUGGGUUGUCAAGCCUUGAAAGGAUGAUGUUUAGUGAUUAAGAGCUAUUGGAAUUGAGUUUAUUGCAGUUGGUCUUUCUAUUUCACUACUGGUGUGCUCUCGCAAACAAUAGAUUGCUUUUUCUGUAUCCGUGCAACUACUUGUAGGAUGCAUUUGUUCCCAAUGCUCAUUUAACCUCUCCUAAAAGGAGAGUGCUUUCCAUCUUCUUCUGCACUCCCCUUUUCCCAACCUUCUCUAGGUCAGAUCACAUAAACAGGACUGCAAAUAAACUUUCAAGGUUAAGCUUUAUUCUUCACAUUGCUUUGAUUACUUUUUGUCAUAACUUACUGAAGGAAGUCUUUGACAUUAACAAUUUGACCUUCUAAAAGGAUUUGUUGAGUUAGCAGACGACUGACCCUUUUUAAAAACUGAAAGAACUGCAGAUGCUGUAAAUCUGGAACAAAAGCAAAGUUGCUGGAUAAGCUCAGCAGGACUGGCAGCAUUUGUGAAGGAGAAAACAGUUAACAUUUACCAGAUCCAAAAUGUUAACUCUGUCUUUUCCUUCACAGAUGCUGCCAGACCUGCUGAACUUUUCCAGCACUGACCUUUUUAAGUUUGUCUUAUUCCAUUGACCAAUGCAUCUAGAUGACUUGUAUCAGGAAAACCAUAAACUACUAGUAGCAUCUUUCAGAUAGUUGGAUUUCUAGUAGUAACAAAAUAUUGCCAAUGUUGAAAAUCUGAAAAAUGCAGAAAAUGCUGAAGAAAAAUCAGCAAAUCUGGCAGCAUUUAUAGAGACACAAACAGAAUCAUCUUACUGGACUUGAAACAUUGUCUCUGAAGUUAAUGAGAACUGCAGAUGCUGGAGAAUCCAAGAUAACAAAGUGUGGGGCUGGAUGAACACAACAGGCCAAGCAGCAUCU
This is a messenger RNA of Stegostoma tigrinum, 5856 nucleotides long. RefSeq lists its product as uncharacterized. Gene Ontology annotation, cellular component: mitochondrion. The record is from RefSeq and is a predicted model, not a curated record. Gene Ontology annotation, biological process: glycerophospholipid biosynthetic process. The transcript has 8 exons. The coding region runs from base 128 to 1432 and encodes 434 amino acids. Lineage: Eukaryota; Metazoa; Chordata; Chondrichthyes; Orectolobiformes; Stegostomatidae.